Molecule: messenger RNA, 5147 nt
Organism: Closterium sp. NIES-67
Lineage: Eukaryota; Viridiplantae; Streptophyta; Zygnematophyceae; Desmidiales; Closteriaceae
Source: the annotation of a GenBank genome assembly
CGUCACGGGGCGCUCCGGUCAGACGGGUGUGUCCAUGUCAAGUAAGGCAGCGCACUCGAAGAACGUGAAAUCCGCGCACGAGCAAAGCGAAUCACGCAUGUGAGUCGCUCUUUCGGGAGCACCGAGGCACGAAGCGCAUGUCAUUCCCAGCGCAUGUCAUUCCCAGCGCGCACGAGCCGCCACGCACACAUCAGAGCGCGCGGCGAGGGGUGGUUGCGCAUUUGAGGCUCUCUUUUGGGAGCCGUUGCACGGCAGUCACAGCGGAGGGCAGCCGCGCCCCUCGUCCGAUGACACAUCACAGCGCCUCCCGCUGCUCCUAGUCCAUCCACGCCGCGCCGCGCAUCGCAGGCCGCGAUGGACGCUGCGGCGGAACGCGGGGAGCUCAGCGACGCGGUGCCACCGCUGCAGCACCUGUGCCUGCGAGCCGCCCUCAGCAGCGCAACGUGGCAGCGCCAGCCGCGGUCGCUCGAGCGGCUGCCGUCUCCGCUGGCGUCCGCGCUGUUGGCGGGGCUGCUCGCUGCGGGCCACAUGACGCCGCCGCUGCUAGAGCUCUUCGCCCCUUCAGCGGACCACGUCCACCUCUCCUGCCCGCCCCUCGCCGCCUCUCCCUCUUCGCACGCCCUAUCGCCACACUCUCCCCUGCACGACUCGCCUCUCGCACCCACUCUCACCCCCCUCCCCAACCCUGCUUCUCCCUACCUUCCCUCGCCAAGCCCUCUUCUCUCCUCCUCCCAUCCUUUCUCCCCGCCUCCCUCUGCUGCUGUCACCCUCUCGCCUCCUCUCUACGCCCUGCCCCCCGGCCAAUCCAUAGACACCACGUGGCUUGCCUACCUGGCAGAUUUCUGCUGCCUUCGCUCCCUCCGCCUCGACAACUGUCGCCUCGUCAACGACUCGGCUCUCAGCAUGCUUUCGGCCCUGCACGGCUUGGAGCAUCUGAGUCUCACCGACUGCCCUCUCCUCACUGCCGCUAGUCUGGCAUCCAUUCUGCCGCCCUGCCUGUCCUCCCUCCGCGCCUGCUGCCUGUCAGGCACGGCUGUGGGCGUGGGGGAGGGCGGGGGGGAAGGGGGGGUUGCAGGAGGGGGCAGUGAGCAGUGGGGUGUUGCAGUGAAGGGCAGGCGCAGAAGCAAGGGCAGCAGGGCCGGUAGCAGUGCUGCCAGUGGUGGCGGCAUGGCAGCAGCAGAUGCUCCCUCCAAUGCGGCACCCACCGCUGCUGCAGACGGCGUGCCCGCCGUGCCCUCAUCCCUGUCCGUCAUCUCGCUGCUUGCCCGCGCCCCGCACCUCACGCACCUGGAGCUGGGCGGCAUGCACCAUGCGCUGGAUGACAGUGCCUUUAGAAAGCUCACGUCCCUCAUCCACCUGCGCCACCUGGACAUGUGGGGUAGCAGCAUCACCGACGCCUCCACCCCGCUCCUCCUCGCCUUCCCUCGCCUGCUCUCCGCCAACCUCUCCUGGACCGCCCUCUCCCAUGUGCCCGCCCACCCCUCCCUCGCCUCCCUCCACCUUUCUCACUGCUCCCUCCUCUCCGUCGGUUAUCCCAUUCCUUCCUCCUCUUCCUCUCCCUCCUCCUCAUCUCCCUCCUCCUCUCAAUCUGCCUCUCCAUCCUCCUCCCCACUCACUCAUCUCGUUCUCUCGGGGUCGUCCAUCGCUCCGCCCUCCUCUCUCUUCCCGCCUCACCUCCUCGCCUCGAUCACUCACCUCGACAUCUCCCACUCACGUGGCGCCACACCCCCUCCUCCUCCUUCCCACACCCCAUCGCACCCCUCUCUCCCCCCGCCCCCUCACGGCCCCCCUUGCGGGCUGCUGUGGCUGCUGCCUGCCGUGUCCCUCACGCACCUGGACCUCGCCUCUGCCGCCAUCUCAGACGCGCUGCUGCUGCACCUCGCACACUCCGUCCCUCACACCGUCGGUGCCUCCCUCUGCUCCAUGCCUCCCUCUGCUCCAUGUCUCCCUCUGCUCCAUGCCUCCCUCUGCUCCAUGUCUCCCUCUGCUCCAUGCCUCCCUCUGCUCCAUGCCUCCCUCUGCUCCAUGCCUCCCUCUGCUCCAUGCCUCCCUCUGCUCCAUGCCUCCCACUGCUCCAUGUCUCCCUCUGCCCCAUGCCUCCCUCUGCUCCAUUCCUCCCUCUGCUCCAUGCCUCCCUCUGCUCCAUGCCUCCCUCUGCUCCUUUCCUCCCUCUGCUCCAUGCCUCCCUCUGCUCCAUGCCUCCCUCUGCUCCAUGCCUCCCUCUGCUCCAAGUCUCCCUCUGCUCCAAGUCUCCCUCUGCUCCAUGUCUCCCUCUGCUCCAUGCCUCCCUCUGCUCCAUGCCUCCCUCUGCUCCAUGCCUCCCUCUGCUCCAUGUCUCCCUCUGCUCCAUGCCUCCCUCUGCUCCAUGCCUCCCUCUGCUCCAUGCCUCCCACUGCUCCAUGUCUCCCUCUGCCCCAUGCCUCCCUCUGCUCCAUUCCUCCCUCUGCUCCAUGCCUCCCUCUGCUCCAUGCCUCCCUCUGCUCCUUUCCUCCCUCUGCUCCAUGCCUCCCUCUGCUCCAUGCCUCCCUCUGCUCCAAGUCUCCCUCUGCUCCAUGUCUCCCUCUGCUCCAUGCCUCCCUCUGCUCCAUGCCUCCCUCUGCUCCAUGCCUCCCUCUGCUCCAUGCCUCCCUCUGCUCCAUGCAUCCCUCUGCUCCAUGUCUCCCUCUGCUCCAUGUCUCCCUCUGCUCCAUGUCUCCCUCUGCUCCAUGCCUCCCUCUGCUCCAUGCCUCCCUCUGCUCCAUGCCUCCCUCUGCUCCAUGCCUCCCUCUGCUCCAUGCAUCCCUCUGCUCCAUGUCUCCCUCUGCUCCAUGCCUCCCUCUGCUCCAUGCCUCCCUCUGCUCCAUGCCUCCCUCUGCUCCAUGCCUCCCUCUGCUCCAUGCCUCCCACUGCUCCAUGUCUCCCUCUGCCCCAUGCCUCCCUCUGCUCCAUUCCUCCCUCUGCUCCAUGCCUCCCUCUGCUCCAUGCCUCCCUCUGCUCCUUUCCUCCCUCUGCUCCAUGCCUCCCUCUGCUCCAUGCCUCCCUCUGCUCCAUGCCUCCCUCUGCUCCAAGUCUCCCUCUGCUCCAAGUCUCCCUCUGCUCCAUGUCUCCCUCUGCUCCAUGCCUCCCUCUGCUCCAUGCCUCCCUCUGCUCCAUGCCUCCCUCUGCUCCAUGUCUCCCUCUGCUCCAUGCCUCCCUCUGCUCCAUGCCUCCCUCUGCUCCAUGCCUCCCACUGCUCCAUGUCUCCCUCUGCCCCAUGCCUCCCUCUGCUCCAUUCCUCCCUCUGCUCCAUGCCUCCCUCUGCUCCAUGCCUCCCUCUGCUCCUUUCCUCCCUCUGCUCCAUGCCUCCCUCUGCUCCAUGCCUCCCUCUGCUCCAAGUCUCCCUCUGCUCCAUGUCUCCCUCUGCUCCAUGCCUCCCUCUGCUCCAUGCCUCCCUCUGCUCCAUGCCUCCCUCUGCUCCAUGCCUCCCUCUGCUCCAUGCAUCCCUCUGCUCCAUGUCUCCCUCUGCUCCAUGUCUCCCUCUGCUCCAUGUCUCCCUCUGCUCCAUGCCUCCCUCUGCUCCAUGCCUCCCUCUGCUCCAUGUCUCCCUCUGCUCCAUGUCUCCCUCUGCCCACUACUCCGCCAAUCACUCAGGCCGAACAUGUUUGUUGGACCAAAAACAGCAACAACCCCCCCGGCUCUUUCCCAUCAACAGGCACUGCCUCCAGGCACCACCACGCAUGCAGCAACCAGCAGCAACACUGCUACCUCCGCCACCACCACCAUCACUCCCACAGCCAGCACCAGCCUCACUCCCUGCCACACUUUCCCCUGGCAGCACCUGUCGCUGGCGUCCUCCCCGGACCUCACCUCCCGCGGCCUGGCAGCGCUGCUGCCCCUGGCCCCUCGCCUUGUGUCCCUCUCCCUCGCCCACACCGCUGCUUCCAACGCCUGCCUGCCCCUCCUCGCCUCCCUGCCGCUCCUCUCCUCCCUCUGCCUCGACGGAUGUCCCAUCUCAGGUCGGCUCUGUGCUCCCAUUACUGCGCCACAUCGGAUGACGGCAUGGAGGAUGGCGACGAGGAGGAGGACGAGGAGGAGUACCUCUUGAGGCAGCACCUAGCAGGGUUGUACGCACCAACACCGGUACCAUCAGCAUCAGCAUCAGCGGUGGCCGAGGGUGGUUUGGCGCUGCUCGCCUCCCUACCGCUCCUCACCGCUCUCAGCCUGCUGGCGACGCCCCUCUCAACACACGGCAUGCUGCGCCUGCGCCACCUCACCCACCUGCACUCUCUCUCCCUCUCCUCCACUGCCCUCAGCCCCCGCCGCUUCGUCUCCCUCCUUGCCUUCUGUCCAUGCCGCCACCUGCUGCUCUCCUCGCCGCACAUCACCGCCCACCACCUCCCCUCCCUCCGCCUGCACCCCUCAGUGCGCCUCCUCGACGCCUCCCUCCUCCCCGCCUUUUCCCCCCCCCACGCCACCACCCUGGCCAAUCAGCUGGCGCCACGCAUCACUGUGGUGCACGCCUUUGACAGGGGGAGCAGCGCUGGGCUGUGGGUGCUGCAGCAGCGAGCGGGAGAGGGGAAGGGGCCGCGCAGGGGAAGAGGGCAGGAGAGUAGAGGACGAGAAGGGAUGGUAGAACGAGGGCAGGGGGGAGGAGCAGAGGGAGGGGAGUGGAAGGAGGGGCCGCGGGGGCAAGGAGGGCAGAGGGAGGAGGGUGCUGGUAGCAGCGAUGGGAAGGGAGAGUCAUUUCACAGAGGUGGGGGGAAACGGUCAGCUCGCUCCAAUGGGGAUGAGAGGCGCAGGUUCUCCCGGGCUGAGCUUAAUUCUCUGCGCCGUGCUGCACAGGCGCUGCAGCUGCCUGUGCCAUUGCCACUGCCGUUAUCCCGCAACUAGCCAUGGAGGUUUAGUAUUCUGUAGCGUUGCAAGAGCUGCGGCGUUGUCUCAAUCUGGUGCUGUGUUUAUGGGAUGGGAGGCAUUGUCAUUUUCUCCCAUUCUUUCCUUGGAAGUGUUUCAGCGCCAUUGAAGUGCUACCAGCUUCUUGUGUGAUUCGAGUAGACUUUCAAAGCAACGACAGCACCACCCUCUGCACAACUUCUGUUGCCUGCAGUGUCUAUAGCGCACAUCACUUCUUGCAACAUUCACCACCCGACGCUUUUUUUUCAUGUGACGCGUUAUAAAUGGCUACAAGUAAC